Molecule: messenger RNA, 1872 nt
Organism: Trypanosoma cruzi
Lineage: Eukaryota; Euglenozoa; Kinetoplastea; Trypanosomatida; Trypanosomatidae
Product: glycyl-tRNA synthetase, putative
Exons: 1
Coding region: 1-1872 (623 amino acids)
Biological process (GO): mitochondrial glycyl-tRNA aminoacylation
Cellular component (GO): cytoplasm; mitochondrion
Molecular function (GO): ATP binding; glycine-tRNA ligase activity
Source: RefSeq, a predicted model, not a curated record
AUGCGCACGGCACUCCCGUCGAGGCUCGAGAAUUUGGUGCGGGCGGAGUUUGAGGACACAUGCCGCCGCCGCUUCUUUUUCGGUCUGGCCUUUGACCCGUACGGCGGGUCGGCGGGGCUGUACGACCUGGGCCCGCCGCUCUGCGCCAUGAAGGCCAACCUCCUGUCGUACUGGCGGCAGCACUUUGUGCUGGAGGAGAACAUGUGUGAGGUGGACACGACGUCCCUGACGCCGGAGGAGGUGUUCAAGGCAUCCGGCCACGUGGUGCGGUUCAACGACGCCAUGGUGCGGGACACCGUCACAGGCGAGUGCAUCCGCGCCGACAAGCUGCUCGAGGAGUACAGUGAGACGCGGCUCAAGGAUGCCACCCUGCCAAUAGAAACGAAGCAGGAGAUGCAGACGCUCCGUAACAGGGCAGCUGGGAUGACGCCGGCGGAGAUGAAGGCGGUGAUUGAACAUUACCAGGUCAAGUCGCCCAAAGGCAACGCACUCAGCGAGCCGUUUCCGUUCAAUCUCAUGUUCUCCACGAGUAUUGGACCGGAGGGAGACCGUGUUGGGUACAUGCGCCCUGAACUUGCGCAGGGGAUCAUACUGAACUUUAAGAGACUACUCGAUUCAGGCAAUGCGCAGCGCAUGCCGUUUGCAGGGGCGUGCAUCGGCACCGCCUUCCGAAACGAAAUUGCGCCACGCGCAAACCUUAUCCGCGUCCGUGAGUUUACGCUGGCGGAGAUUGAGCACUUUGUCAACCCCAACGACAAGAGCCAUGAAAAGUUUGAGAGCGUCAGGGGCACGGAGUUCUGGGCAUGGUCACGGGAACUACAGGACGCCAAUGCAGACCCUGUUCUUAUGACCGUUGGGGAUGCCGUUGCUAAAAAGAUCAUUGACAAUGAGACGCUCGGCUACUUCAUUGCCCGCACGGUUCUUUUUCUUGAGGCCGUCGGCUUGCGUUUUCUCCGCUUCCGCCAACACCAGCGUGAUGAGAUGGCCCACUACGCACAGGACUGCUGGGAUGCAGAGCUGCUGACAUCUUACGGCUGGGUGGAGUGUGUGGGUAUCGCGGAUCGCUCCGCGUACGACCUCACGCAGCACAGUGCUGCCAGCAAGAAGGAUUUGUUUGCCCGGGAGGAGUUUGCGGAGCCACGCAUCGAGCGCCAGCUGCAGCGCAAACUCCAAAAGGGCGCCAUUGGAAAAGCGUUUGGGAAGAACGCCGGCGAGGUGAUGGAGUACUUGAACACCGCACCAGAGGCAACGUGCGUGGCACUCGGUGAGAAACUGGCGUCAGGAAGCGUGGAAAUCACGACGGCGAACGGGUUUACCGCGACUAUUAAGCCAGAGAUGGUCCAGUUUGAGUUCAAGGAGGUGAAGGUGACGGGGCGAAAUUACAUACCGAGCGUCAUUGAGCCUUCCUUCGGCGUUGGCCGCAUUCUUUACGCACUGCUGGAGCAGAGCUACUGGGUGCGCCGCGACGAGAGUGCCAAGAACGAGAAGCGUGCCGUCUUCAGCAUGCGCCCUGUGAUUGCGCCGCAGAAGGUGGCGGUGCUGCCGCUGCUUGUGAAGCCGGAGUUGUUGCGGGUGGUGGAGGAGAUCCGUGGCGACAUGGUGCUGCGGGGCAUCUCGACCCGCACCGACGACAGUGGCGCCUCGAUUGGGAAGAAAUACGCCCGUGUGGACGAGCUCGGCAUUCCGUUCUGCGUCACGUGCGACUUUGAGACGGACGGAUGCGUCACGCUGCGUGAGCGCGACAGCGCCCGGCAGGUGCGCAUCCCAAGGGAGGCGGUCGCCGACGUGGUGGCGGAGUUGAGCCGCCCGCUACGACCACGCGAGUGGAGUAGCGUCGAGACGGAGUUCCCUGCACAGUCAACAGCAGCGUGA